Molecule: messenger RNA, 927 nt
Organism: Arxiozyma heterogenica
Lineage: Eukaryota; Fungi; Ascomycota; Saccharomycetes; Saccharomycetales; Saccharomycetaceae
Gene: RPC37
Product: DNA-directed RNA polymerase III subunit C37
Exons: 1
Coding region: 1-927 (308 amino acids)
Biological process (GO): tRNA transcription by RNA polymerase III
Cellular component (GO): RNA polymerase III complex; nucleus
Source: RefSeq, a predicted model, not a curated record
AUGAGUGGUAAUAGUUUAUUUGUCAAGGAGGAAGAGGAAGAAGAAGAUUUUGAAGUUAAACAACCAGUAGAUAUGGAGGGUGAUAUUGACAUGAUACAGGAAGAAGAUGGUGUUGAACCCCAAUCUAUUAAUCUAGUUAAAGAGUCACAGGAUGAAGCAAAUAAUAAUAAAAACACUGUUAAAAAGGAGGCAGAGCAAAAAAGUAUAGAUAGCAAAAAAGAAGAGGAAGAAAAGGCAGAAGAAGAUUUAUCGCAAGAGGGAGACGAUCCGGACGAUCCUGUUAUAGAGGCUUAUCCAGUGUUUAUGGCAGGUAAGGAUGAAAAUCUGCAUAUAUUACAAUAUGUUAAUAAAGCCAAGUUAGUAGGUAAAAGAUUGGCAGAACAUCCACUUAUUUCUUCUGCAAGAUACAAAAAAGCAUCAAAACUUUGGGAAUUGGAUCUUCCAUUAGAUGAAGAAGCCUUUUUCAGUAAAUAUAAAGCUGAAGAAAAAUGGGAUGGUGUUGAAGUACAGACUUUGAAGGGGGUUGGUGUACCUAAUGAGGGUCAAUAUAUUGCAUUUAUUAAAAAGAAAAAAAUAUACCUUGCACCUGUCAAAGAUGUUUCACAGUUAAGACCAUAUUUCAAAUAUAUCGAUGCAAGUGUCCAAAAAAGUAAAAAAGAGGAAUUAAAACAGAAUCAAAAUGCAGCAGCUUCUCAAAAGGCUCAAAUGGUUACAAUGUCAGUAAAAAGUGUCAAUGAUCCAACCCAAAACAGAUUAACUGGAUCUCUUUUGGCUCAUAAGAUAGCAGAUGAAGAAGAACCUAAGGAAUUACAAUGGAUCGAAGGUACUGUUGAUCAAUUUCAAGAAACUUUAAUAAAAGAAUCUCAUGAACACGAAUUGAAACCAAUUGAUAAUAAAGAGAGCUAUAUCUCUAAAUUAUUCCCUUGA